UUAUUCUUCUCAAUUUCUAUGUUUCAGACAUAACAUAAAAAGUGAACCAUUAGAAUGCUAUGCGCUUCUAAGUGUAGUUCCUACUUCCGCAAAAUGUAAGCUGAUUGUUUUCUGGCCGCUAAAAAUUUGUCUUUUCGCGACUAUCUUACAUCAAAUGAUUUCAGCGUGUCAGGACUACGUCGAUCCAAGAACCGGGGUGUCAGGUUGCCCCCAGAGAAAACAUCUUUGUGAGGAUCCUAAAUAUCGUCAGCUUAUGGCAGAACAAUGCCCGUUGACUUGCAAAAAAUGUCCUCCAGGAACCACAGAAUGUCAAGAUUUCGUGGACAGCAGAACUGGAGUAUCAAACUGUGCAAAAAACAAACAUUUGUGCCAGGAUGUCCGUUACAGACAAUUAAUGAUUUCGCAGUGUCCCAAAACAUGUGGCCAUUGCGUGUAAUA
Strongylus vulgaris is the source of this 438-nucleotide messenger RNA. The record is from the annotation of a GenBank genome assembly. NCBI's taxonomy places the organism in Eukaryota, Metazoa, Nematoda, Chromadorea, Rhabditida, Strongylidae.